Molecule: messenger RNA, 465 nt
Organism: Torulaspora globosa
Lineage: Eukaryota; Fungi; Ascomycota; Saccharomycetes; Saccharomycetales; Saccharomycetaceae
Gene: SOD1
Product: superoxide dismutase SOD1
Exons: 1
Coding region: 1-465 (154 amino acids)
Biological process (GO): removal of superoxide radicals
Molecular function (GO): superoxide dismutase activity; copper ion binding
Source: RefSeq, a predicted model, not a curated record
AUGGUUAAGGCAGUUGCAUUGUUGAGAGGAGACGUUGGUGUCUCCGGAACGGUUUACUUUGAGCAAAAGAGCGAGAGUGAGCCCACUACGAUUAGCUGGGAGAUUGCUGGUAACGAUGCGGACGCACUACGUGGGUUCCACAUCCACGAGUUUGGUGACAACACCAACGGUUGCACUUCGGCUGGCCCCCACUUCAACCCGUUCGGCAAGAACCACGGGGCUCAGGAGGCUGAGGAGAGACACGUUGGUGACCUGGGCAACGUGAUGACCGACAGCAAGGGUGUUGCCAGGGGUGCCAAACAGGACUCGCUGAUCAAGCUGUUUGGUCCUACGUCUGUUCUUGGCAGAACGAUUAUUAUCCACGCCGGCCAAGACGACUUGGGCAAGGGAGGCGUCGAGGAGUCCCUGAAGACCGGCAACGCCGGCGGCAGAGCCGCGUGCGGUGUGAUCGGUAUCGCUAAAUAG